Molecule: messenger RNA, 1256 nt
Organism: Gekko japonicus
Lineage: Eukaryota; Metazoa; Chordata; Lepidosauria; Squamata; Gekkonidae
Gene: CAMK2N2
Product: calcium/calmodulin-dependent protein kinase II inhibitor 2
Exons: 2
Coding region: 157-390 (77 amino acids)
Biological process (GO): negative regulation of protein kinase activity
Molecular function (GO): protein kinase binding; calcium-dependent protein kinase inhibitor activity
Source: RefSeq, a predicted model, not a curated record
CCUGCCGGGCUCCGCAUUCGUCCUCCCGCUCCCGCGGCGCACAGACCUGCUCCCGCCCGCCCCGGCACGGCGUCCCUGCCUCCUCUCGCCCUCUGUCUCUCGCCCGCUCGCCCUCUCCUUUCUCCCUCCCUCGCUCCGCGCCGACCAGCCGCCAGCAUGUCCGAGAUCCUGCCCUACGGCGACGAGAAGGUGGCCCGCUACGGGACCGACUCGGAAGUCAGCGAGCUCUCCUUCAGCUGCCGCCUCCAGGACACCAACUCCUGGGGCAACCAGUCCAAGAGGCCCCCCAAGCUGGGGCAGAUUGGCAGGGCCAAGAGAGUGGUGAUCGAAGACGAUAGAAUAGACGAGGUGCUGAAGGGCAUGACAGACAAGUCGCCUUCCGGGGUAUAAAGCGGCUCGCCCAGGCGCCUGCAACCCGAGCUGCAGGACGUGAUCACUGAGAUUUUUAAGCACUUUCGGCUGUGCAUGUUUGUUGGGAUUGUGAACAACGAAAAGGAAAACGAGGAGGAAAAAAUAAAACACCAAGGGGGAAAAGCAAAGGAAGGAGAAUGAGGCUGCUGGCGACACCCUCUACCCAACCCAACCCAGACCCCCCCCCCAACCGAGGAGGUAACCGAUGGGGGGUCACCUCACCCUCCUCUGCACCCCCAACCGAGCGUAAAAAAACAAAAGGGACACGAAAGAGAUCUUGUCACCCGUCUCUCUGUCCUGAUCUUACUUAAAAACAAACAAAAAUAAUGCACGACGCCCAACUAACCCGAACGGGAGUUGCCUCGAAUCCAGAACCCUUCCAAGACGGAAGCGGGCCCUUUAUUCGCGACGCCGGAGCGUUUGCGCCUCGGGGGGAGCUGUCCGUUUCAGCACCAGUCCUGGUCUCCGAGCACCAUCUUCUUGACGCGCUCGCACGCUGAGGAGCUGUCCGUUUCAGCACCAUCUCCGCCGACGCGCUUGCUUGUGUUGUGUUGUGUUUUUUCUUUUCUUUUGCCGCGGAGCUGACCACUGCGGCAUCUUCCUCGCCUCUGUGCUGGGGUGCUGUUUGUUUCUCCCCCCCCCGCCCACCCCUUCCUCUCCCCCCUCCCCUUCUGUCCAGUCCUCAGCGGCAGUAAAGCCCCCCCCCUUGUCUGGGGUGACCCCAUGCCACGACAUGAAGGUGCUGUUUUUCUGUGAGCUCUGAGCCACAGGAUCGCCCGGAGCUCUCUAUUUUUAGGUGUGUGUGUGGGGGGGUCUCCUUUAGCAAUGCACUUUACACCGUUCAC